CCCCUUGGCAACUCACUAUCACGUUUGUACACAAACGCAUCGAUUCAGUUUUAGCUGUAGACAGAGGGAAGCGCAGGGGACAAAGGGUCGACAUCAGGACCCGACGAGUGGAGAAAGCGACCAUAAUAAAAUUCUCCUGUCUAGCUGUCCUUACAAUAAAAUAUUUUGCGCUUUAGAUUACGUUUUACUGAUCCAGUAGUGUUAGCCUAGUUUAACGAGAUACCGGUCAUAUUGGUUAUCUCUCUGUUCAUAGCAAAAUUUUGUCAAUCGACUGGCAGGCAUGGCUUCGAUUGGACUGAGAGCUUCGUAUCACAGGAUCCUGGAUAAAAUCGAACAUAUGUUACCGGCUAAACUGAGGCCUUUUUACUGUCAUCCAGCAGGACCCAAGACAGUUUUUUUCUGGGCACCCAUAUUUAAGUGGGGCUUGGUUCUGGCGGGUUUGGCGGACAUGACCCGGCCCGCGGAGAAGCUUAGCCCCUCCCAGUCAGCAGUACUGACGGCCACAGGUCUGAUCUGGUCCAGGUACUCCUUGGUGAUCAUUCCGAAGAACUGGAACCUCUUUGCUGUCAACUUCUUUGUUGGUGCUGCAGGCAGUUCUCAACUCUUCAGGAUAUGGAGGUACAAUCAGGAGCAGAAGGAGAAGACAACACAGACAUAAGCUGCUCCCUUAUUGGUCCAGUUCUGUGGACUCAGUGCAACCCCACACCACUGGGUGUCACACCUACCGCCCCACAAUAUCAUUCUAUCCUGCAACAGAGGAAAUGAAAUGUCUUUUUUUUCCUUAAGGAAAAAGUCCGUGCCACACUUGAGAAUGGCGCAGUCACUGACGCACACUAAUUAUUUAAAGAGUUAACAAUAGUAACUGAAGUGUUUUAUCUCACAGUUUAUUUUGUAUGUCAAUGGUUCGUUAUUGAUUUAGCUUCAAAUGUUUGCACUUAUUUUUCAUGUAGCAGGAAUGUGGUAUUUCCCAAUUUGAGGGUUCUUCAUGCAGUACGGUUAGCUUCCUUGAAGUGAAAUUCCUGGUUUGAAUUGAAUAACGUGAAAAAAGUGUAGUCUCCCAGUAUAAUUUAAAAUGUUUUUCUUCUUUAUUUAUUUAUAUUAUUUGUGUAAUAAUGAAUCAUUUAUAGAGUGAUGGCAUUAGGUGUAAUGAAAGUGUGAUACAGAUUAAUUCCCACAUCAGCGUUUUAAGACCUUCAUCAGUUUUUCAUUUCAUGGAGCUGUUAGAAAUGUAGUGAUUACAUGGCUGCCUAUUUUGUAAUUUACAUAUAAUCCUUCAUUAUUUUUUUGUGACUAGUUGGCAAGCAGUUGUGAUGGUACAAGGCUAAAACACUGUCAUUGUAACAGUGUAUUGUUUUCUUAUUUAUUAUCUGUUUUGUUUAUACAUUUUAGUUUUAACAUUCAUAAUUACAGAUGAAUACAGUUCAGUCAGUUCCUUGCCAAUGUGGUUACUGAACAGCUGAAAUAGAAAUUGAAUUAGUGACUUAAAACCUCACUUACCUGUCAUCUGCUUGCUAACCACAGCUAAGAUCAAUUUAAUACUAGUAUAUUUCUAGUAUCAAGUUACAUGACAUGGGUAUGAGUAAAAAUGUAUAAUUGUGGUUAUGAUUACUAGUAGUGCAGUCCUAGGGGCCAUGGAAAAUAUAAGAACCAGAGAACUAACACCUGAAAUAAGCUUAUGAAGGCAUUUCCUUUCAUACACUGAAUAUACCCAGAAGAAAUUGCCUUUUGAGUUUGUAUGUUGAGAGAUUAUGACUGUUAUUGGUUAGUGCGUACUGCAAUAACAUGCAAUAAGUAACUAAUUUUUAAAUGGGUGCACUGAUUCAAAGCUGUGAGUGCAAUAACAUUCAGGCAAACUGACAGCAAUAAGACCAACCAGACAUGAACUUCUUUCAUAUUUACCACAUUAAUGAUGUGCAGCAAUUUAAGCAGAUACACCCAGAUAUGGGCUUAGUCUGCCAACAAUACCAUUUUAUGUAUUGUAUAUAACAGAUAAAUAACUAUAUACAUUCAGUAUCACAUUCAUGUCUUUCUAACGAUUCAAUAAAGCUGAAAUUAUAUGUAA
Molecule: messenger RNA, 2062 nt
Organism: Anguilla anguilla (European eel)
Lineage: Eukaryota; Metazoa; Chordata; Actinopteri; Anguilliformes; Anguillidae
Product: mitochondrial pyruvate carrier 2-like
Exons: 5
Coding region: 281-658 (125 amino acids)
Biological process (GO): pyruvate import into mitochondria
Cellular component (GO): mitochondrial inner membrane
Molecular function (GO): pyruvate transmembrane transporter activity
Source: RefSeq, a predicted model, not a curated record